Cannabis sativa is the source of this 2996-nucleotide messenger RNA. RefSeq names its product G-type lectin S-receptor-like serine/threonine-protein kinase At1g61500. Gene Ontology annotation, biological process: recognition of pollen; protein phosphorylation. The coding region runs from base 153 to 2720 and encodes 855 amino acids. Gene Ontology annotation, molecular function: protein serine/threonine kinase activity; ATP binding. The record is from RefSeq and is a predicted model, not a curated record. NCBI's taxonomy places the organism in Eukaryota, Viridiplantae, Streptophyta, Magnoliopsida, Rosales, Cannabaceae. The transcript is spliced from 7 exons.
GUUGAAACGUCCAUAUCAAUUUAAUUAUAAUAAGAGCAUUUUGAAAAUGUUAUACAAUAAGAAAUUUCCACGUAGUUUCAUCUCUUCCACUAUCAAUUUCUUUGUGGCCAAAACAAAUUCAACUACGAAAAGCUUAUCCUUAUCUACAUAUAAUGUUAGAGCAGAAAAUUAAUAGAAUAGUCUUCUUGUGCUUAUUGCAAGCUUGUCUCUUUAAAAUGACUACACCUCCUUUAACUACUCUAUGGUUGAUCAUCAUUGUUAUUUUAUCUUCUUCCACAAAUUGUUUCUCAAUAUUCAUUUCUAAUCUAACAUCUUCACAACCACUCUCAUUAAACCAAACUCUUGUUUCCUGCAACCAUGUUUUUGAAUUAGGCUUCUUUACUCCCAACAACACUUCUACAAAUCAAUAUUUAGGUAUUUGGUAUAAGGGACAUGAUUCUCCUCGUUCAGUUGCAUGGGUUGCCAAUCGAGAGCAUCCACUUUCUCUUACAAGCUCUACUUCAUUAGCAGUUCUUCAAAUCAACAACAAUGGAAAUCUAGAGCUUAUUCAACACGAAGAACUACAAAAUUCUUCCUCGACAAUUUGGUCAACCAACGUUGACCUUCGAUCAAAUAGAACUAGUAGUACGUUAGGUCUACUUUUAGACAAUGGAAACUUCGUCCUUAGAGAUGUCACUUCAGGUGAAAAUUUGUGGGAGAGUUUCAAAAAUCCAUGUGAUACAUUCUUUCCAGGCUCCGUUCUGGGUUUCAAUCUCAAAACUGGCGAGGAUUACAAGCUAACUUCAUGGAAAAAUGAAAACGAUCCAUCGCCUGGAAAUUUCAUUUUCGAAAUCAUAAAGAAAACACUUCCUGAAAUCGUGAUUUCGAUUAAUAAUGGAUCAUCAUCUACCAUUUACUCGAGAAGUGGACCUUGGAAUAAGUUGAAGUUCACUAGUAAUGGCAACCCAACCAUAUAUUCUUCUUAUAGGACUCCAUUCAACCUAGUCGAAAAUGUAGAACAAGGAACAACAUAUUUGAAGACAAACGAUGAGUUCACCAACUCGGUUUUAUUUCUUUCACCAAAUGGAACGGUGAUGGUUGUGAUGAAAGAUAAAGCUAAUUAUGGGAAAAUAAGCUAUCAGGGUCCAAGUGCUUGCAAUUUUUACGGGAGAUGUGGACCAUUUGGGGCGUGCCAAAGGACAGAAUCUCCAUUGUGCAAGUGCUUAAGAGGGUUUAAGCCAAAAUCACAACAAGAGUGGAACAAAGGAAAUUGGAGCGGAGGGUGUGUUAGGGAAAGUGAAUUAUUUUGCGAUAAAAAUGAUGACUAUUUUGAGUUGAUCUCUAAUAUUCGUAUUCCCGAUAUGUAUGUAUUUGUGCAAGUUGCUUCAAACAACCUUGAUACAUGUCAUAAAUGGUGUAUGAAUAAUUGUUCUUGUAUAGCUUAUUCAUUUAUUGAUGCGGUAGGGUGUAUGGUUUGGCGAAACACACCCCUUAUUGAUAUUAGAAUACUUGAAAGUGAUGAUGCAAAUGAUUUGUAUUUUCGCAUUGCGGCCUCAUCAGAAUUACAAGGUUAUCGUGGGAGACAAACAAAAAUCAUAAUAAUUGCUUGUGUUGUGGCUCUAUCAAGUGGUGCAAUAUUAUUAGGUGGAAUAGCAUUUGUUGUACAUAAAAGAAAAGCUGAAAGCAAAGGUAACAUUUCAAUUGAUAAUGAUUUCACAAGAGGAGGAGAUGAUCAACCUGAGCUUCAUUUUUUUGAGUUGGAUAGUGUAUUAAUAGCCACAAACAACUUCAGCAUUACCAACAAACUUGGCCAAGGAGGGUUUGGCUCUGUGUAUAAGGGACAACUAAAUGGGAAGGAAGUCGCAGUGAAAAGACUUUGUAGCAACUCAUCACAAGGAGAUGAAGAAUUUAGGAAUGAGAUGAUAUUGAUAUCAAAACUUCAACACAGAAAUCUUGUUAAGCUAAUUGGAUGUUGCAUUGAAAAUCAAGAGAAGAUAUUAAUAUACGAGUUCAUGUUCAACAAGAGUUUGGAUACUUUUAUUUUCGAUAAAGAAAGAAGAGCAAAACUUGAUUGGGAGCAUAGGUUCAAGAUUAUUGAUGGGAUUGCAAGAGGUCUUUUAUAUCUUCAUCGUGAUUCAAGUUUAAGGGUUAUACAUAGAGAUUUAAAGGCAAGUAACAUUCUAUUGGAUGAGAAGAUGAACCCUAAAAUAUCUGAUUUUGGAUUGGCAAGGAUUUUUGAAGACACAUUAAACCAAGCAAACACUCAUAGGGUGGUGGGAACCAUUGGUUAUAUGUCUCCAGAGUAUGGAAUGAGAGGAAUAUUUUUUGAAAAAUCUGAUGUUUUUAGCUAUGGCGUGUUGAUACUAGAAAUAAUAAGUGGAAAAAAGAAUUCUAGCUUCCUAUAUGGAGACCAAUACGAAAGCCUUAUUGCAUAUGCAUGGCAAUUGUGGAGUGAAGAUAGAGGUUUAGAGUUGGUGGAUGAAAAAUUAUUGGGUGAAUCAUAUGAUAAAUCACAAGUGAUGAAAUGCAUACAUAUUGGGCUACUAUGUGUUCAAGACCUUGCUUCAGAUAGACCCUCUAUGGCUAAUGUAGCUUCCAUGUUAAGCAACCAAGUAUUUGAUCAACCUCAACCUAAACAACCUAUUUUUACUUUUCAAAUAGCUACUCAUGAUUCUUCAACAAAAACUAGUAGUAGAUUCUCAGUCAAUAGGGUUACUCUAUCGUUGCUUGACCCGAGAUAAACUAAUAAUUUAUAGUUUUUGAAAGCACUGAUAAGGCCAAACGCGUUGGUUGAAAGAGCAUUAAAUCAUUUGAAAUGAGUAAUCUUUUUCUUAGUUCUAUUUAGAAUCGACUCUAACAGGUCUGUGAGCUCGAGCUGGAAGAAGGGCGGUGAAGCUUUCGUCGCGCUUGGCUGUUUCGGCAAACAAACAAUACUAUAUAAAUAACAAAUAUAUAGUACUAUACAUGUUGAAGUAUAUUUUACUGCUUCUUGAUUUUAUUAAUUACUUUAUUCAAAA